GGGUCUAUUUAGAAUUUAUUAGUCUCUAUAGUUUGAAAGCUUUUCUCUGAAAUGUUGAGUUCAUUAUUUUUACUUAGAAUUUCUUCCAUGUUGUGGUUCUGAAAUCUCAUGGCAUGCUUAGAAAUGUACAACUCAGAGCAACACAAUCACAAUCACAAUCACAAUCACAAUCAUCAUCAUAAUCAUCAUUGUGCUCCAGUGAGCCCAAGAAUCUCAUUCUCAAACGAUUUUGUGGACACUCAACAAAUCUCGAAGCAAGAAAAAAGCUGUAGAUCAGAAGCACCAGUUUCCUCUGACUUUGAAUUCUCUGUUACAAACUACUCAAUGAUGAGUGCUGAUGAACUUUUCUUCAAGGGAAGGUUGUUGCCAUUCAAAGAUAACAACAAGAAAACUACUCUAAGAGAAGAGCUACUUGUAGAUGAUGAAGAAUGUGAAAGACAAGCUUUUUCUCUUAGGCCUCCAAAAGGGUCUUCUUCUUCUUCUUCUUCUUCUACAAGGUGGAAAGGGUUUUUGGGUCUCAGAAAAAGUCACAUUGGUUCGAAGAAAGUUGUAAAGAAUGAAACUUUUUCUGACACAAGUGUUGAAUCAAGAAGAUCUGGUUUGGUCAAUGACACUGCUAGGCUUAAUAACAUUACUUCACAGGAGAUUUUGAUUGAAGGAGGGUCAAAUUGCAGAGAAUUUGAGUUUGGAUAUAGAGCAAGUUAUUGAAUUUGUUGAUGAUGGUGGGAAUUAGGAUUAAGGUUUUUUUUUUUUCGCAUUUUUUUUCUAGUUCAGCGGAUUUGGAUUAAUCAAGGAGGUGAAUUUAUGUUAUAUUUUAUUUUUUCUCUUGUGAGUAUUCUCUGAUUUCAAUUGAUCUUCCUAGGAAUUAGGAUUUGACUGUUUAUUGUACACAUGAUUAUUAUAUUUGCAGUUGAAACAAAAGCAUCUUUUCUAA
This is a messenger RNA of Cicer arietinum (chickpea), 934 nucleotides long. RefSeq lists its product as uncharacterized. Lineage: Eukaryota; Viridiplantae; Streptophyta; Magnoliopsida; Fabales; Fabaceae. The record is from RefSeq and is a predicted model, not a curated record.